AUUCACCUCCACCUCGAAUGCUCUGGCCAGCUUCCUUUUCUCACCGGCCAUGCACACGCCCUUUUGUUUUCCUUCUUGUUUUUCUGUUUAAUGCUUGUUGAGCAUAACCAUGGUGUCUUCAAAAUUCGAAUGCCUUUCCAUCCGGCCGCCCACACCUCCCAAGGAUCUCAAGGACAUCGACAUACAAAUCAACGACGCCAUACAACUUCUCGACGACCCUUUCGGCACCAAAACCCUGCUGAAGUUAGCUCUGUCUGACAAGGCUCUACUGAACACACCAGAUUCAUCCCCUUCAUCAGGCACGAGCGUGUCUUCAUCAAGCAAGAAAAAGCGAGUCAACUUUGAGCUUCAAGGAUGCUGCUCUGGUAAGAGUAGUGAUCUGAUCGUCCAGCCGUGGACUCCACAGAAGAGCUCUCCAUUGCGACCGUUACCUCAAACACGCAUAUCGAAGCCGCUGAAAUCCAUAUUAAAGCCGAGCGAUCCUGCGUCCGUACCUUCACUCGCCGAAGAAGGGACAGCCCACCACAACUUCGAGUCGUUUGCCGAGAUGCUGGAAUCAAUGACAAAAAUGCUCGCCCAGGGCGCCAGGCCCUCAAAGUUAGACGCGUACAUAACCCUGCAGAGGACGCUACAAGCAUACGACAAACUCCCAGACACGAACGAGCUCAUGAACAAGAUGGGCCUAUUCGAACAAUUCAUCAGGAGGGAUCUUCAGGCAAUCGGUAUAAACGGUACUGGUCCUGACAUUCAGCUCAUUCAACAAGCGCUCAAGUUCGUCAUGGGUCUGAUGAGGAAGCUCCAAGAUGCCAAGGUCUCCAUGGACGACGACUUCUGCUCUUUCUUGAUCGACCACAGCAUUUCGGUCUCUGAGAAUGCUGCCACCCCAAAAGCAGUCGUUAACCAUCACUUGGCCUUGCUGAUGCAGCAGAAUUUCCGACCGAGGGUGAUGACUGUUGCCCGUGUUGAAAAGAUUCUCGACGUGCUUGAUGCAAUCCACGAGCGUGUCAGCGGCUACUCAGUGCAAGUUUACAGAAUUAGAGUCUAUCGCAAGUUGAUCCAGCAGAGACCAGAAGUGAUGGCCAAGCAUACCGAAAGAUGGUUCAAAUAUGUCCUCAAGGCUCUGCUUUCCGGACAGAAAGACACUCAUACUAGCGCACUCGAAACUGCUAUAUGUGCCGCGAAGACGGUGGGCUCCGACCCUUCUGUAACAAAGGCCAUCCUGGCGAUCAUGAAUCGAGUAAAGAGUGACGGCGAUACAUUCGGAAAGGCUUUCGCGCAAGAGCUGACGAAGUCUCUCCACUCCGAUUCUGCCGCUCUUGUUCCGCACGUCUGGGGUGCAAUAACGGCGUUUCUUGGGGAGUCACUGCGCGCCGGUACUCUUACCGCCUCUCCCGAAUGGCUACAAGUUUUUGAAGACUUCUUUAAUUCCAGGGCACACACCAUCACAUCACAGGCAAACAUCGCAUACGCUUUCAUGAUCUACGCUCUCGAUGUGGACAUCCACACGCCUAAAGCCUGGUCAGAGAUAUUGCUGAACGUCUCACGAAGUCAGUUCCGGCGCCUGCGUGAGGGAAAGUCCGUGGCCGACGCUGCCACGUCCGGAUACCUUACGCUCAUCUACUACGCUCUACGACCCUCAGCAUCCCACGAACAAUUGACCCGAUAUUGGGGUGAAUUUGUCACCGAUUUCUGGAUACCGAUCAUGACAGACUCAUCGCCCAGUUGUGCGAUUGCUGCCUGCCGCUUUGUGUCUGCACUUCUCAAAGGCUCUCGGAGACCGUGGAAUCAACAUCGAGCCUUAGAGACCAAGUUGCAGCUGAUGGUGCAACCCCAAGAUCUACCUCUUCUGGACCCUCGAUGGGUCCGUAAAUCAAUUGGGAAGGUGCUCGCGUUUAUCGAAACACUCCUGGAUGCGACCCCGUGGACACUGGAAUCUGCGGACGACGAACCUGUCAAAACACUGUGGAUAUCUUUGCUUGAUUCGUUGCGAGAGGCCAGCAGUAAAGAGGUGAUGAUCACUUCCGAGACCAAGAAUGCGAUCGCCCAGAUUGUCAACAUGCUUCGGCGACUGUGGGACCGCCACACCGCUGAGUUGGCAGUUUCGCAGCAAGGUGAGGAUUUAUGGGCGGACAAAUUCUGCUUCCUCCUUGAAAUGAUCAUCGAGAAGCUGGGUGCAUUCCAAUUUAGCGACAAAUGCUUGAGCCGCAACGUACAAGAUGAGUUUGAAGUAGCUCCAACACCUUCCAAUCGCACUCGUCAAAAUGGUGCUCGGAUAUCGCCGCUGCUCUACUUUGUGGAUCUUGUCAUGGUUCGAUCGGAGAUGAAGCUAUCAGACAACCUUCGAAUUCGCCUGCUGAUGCUAGUGCUCGAGCGCUGCCUCUGUUCUCAAGGUACUCGUUUGGCCAAGUUGGAGUUACUCAGGGACUGCUGCUCCGUUGCAUCUUCCUCGUCCACCAACCCGGUCACCGCCAAUUUCUGGACACAAAUGGCGUCGUUGGCAAAGGUCGCCAUCGAGGAACAGCCGGCAGAUCCAAAGGACGGCACAUCUCGACAGCUGGGGCAAGAAUACGACUUAGUCGUUGAGAUCCUUGCGCUUGCCUCUCCACAUCUACCGGACUAUGACCAUGGCCCGAAGCUCCUAUCUACAUUCUUGGACGUCGUUCGCAAGGAGAGUGGGGAAGGUGGCGUCAUAUUCGCUGUAAUUGAAAAGACAUCAGCGAAGAUAUUGAGGGACGGAGAACUAUCGUGUGUACCAUACAUAACCCUCCUUCUACGCAACCUGCCAUCUCUGAAGAGUCAGAAUAUACGGCACGUCGUAGAGGACGCCCGGCAAAGAUUUUACUCAGCUUCAACCGUUGCAGCACGUGGUGCUGAUUUCGAUCCUUACAACCAUUUUUACACCGCGGUCACGUCCAUAGGAGCAGCCUUGUACAGCGAACUAGAUUCCGAGCGUGCUGAUCCUGCCCGGAACUUCCUUGAGUCUCUCGCAGAAUCCAUAAGGAGGUGUCCAAACAGACUUCUUGGAGUCUACAUGCGGAAGACUCAAGACAUAAUCGCACUUUGGGUCGAAGAUGCUCAGAAAAAGCUCCGUGUCAAGGAGGAGUACGUAAAAGCCAUACGAACCCAGAUUAUUUCCCUAUGGCAGGCUGUGGAUUCUGCUGUGAAGUUGUUACCUAAGAAGGACAGCACCCUUCUGGCAGCGCUGGAGCCGCUACUUUGCUCAGGGUUCGUGAGUCGUCAGCGUGCAGUGGUGAACAUCGCUGUCUGUUCUUGGAACGCUACUUUCGGGGAGCAAGAGGCAUUGAAUUAUCCUGCCCGACUUCAAAAAGCUCUAUGUAGGGUGAAAAGAGUUGUUGAACUUUCAACGCCGUCCUUGGGAGAGCUGGACAACGUAUCUGAUGAGCCUCUCCUGUUCGAUGACUCCGACGAUACCAUUACCGGCGUGGCAAGCAGACUGCCCGAAUCACCUGUCGUGUCAUCAACUCUACGCGUUCGAAGGACCCCUCGACUUUCUCGUUCGCCGGCUGUUCAGAGUACUGUCGGUAAGCGGUCAUCAACUCGCAAAACACGCAAAGUGCGCCUUCGCCACGAGGAUUCUCAGAUCCAGUUCGAACCUGUUUUAUCGUUACCCUCGAACCCUCUCGAUCAGGAAUCACAGGUUUUGACGGAGCGCCAAAAAGAAACAUUGGAGCGGCAACGGGCUUCUCUCGGCAUAUUCGCCAACAUGGAUUCUCGACCCGAGUCUCAGCCAACUGGCACAUCCACAGAGCAACUCCAUGAACUUCAUUCCGAUGCACUUAGUGCUGAUGAGCUACCGACUAGUAUAUCCCGAAGCCCGCUCAAGUCGUUGGCUUCGAUAGGUCAUAUGGAUGUCUUUCUCGGAUCUUCUCCUACUCCGCGGUCCCGAAACAAGAGCCACCCAGUCAGGGGGAACGACGCGCUUGUCGCUUAUCCGAAUACACAAAGGAGCGUUCACAUCACUGAAGGCUCAGAGAUCGGAUCUUCUCCACCUCGUUUUGCAAAGCUCAUAACACCACACAGUAAUGGUGCUUCGGGUCAGAAUACGGCAGUGGCUUCCACUGACGGUUCAGAUACCAGGGUCUUCGACGAUAUUAUCACGAUAGAUGACGACAUGUUCCUAAAUGCGGAUUCCCCAGCUGGUCAGGGUAACCCAUCGAUUUCCGAGCGUGGUGACUUUAGCGAUGAACCCGAAGACAAGAUGCCAAGCUCGACGAUAGAGCUGCAAAUCAAUGCCCAACUCAACGCGGAGCUCCAGGCCGCAGCAAGGUCUUCUCAUGGCUUGGAUGUGGACGAAGGGUCGAACAACGACCAUGUCCACGCCGAGCCACAAUCAUUUCCCGAUUCUCUGGAUGCUUCUACCGGAUGCAAACAAUCCAGCGAUAUAAGCCGUGUGGACGACUCCUUCUGCGCAGCAGCUGAAGACAAGCAGCUGCCAGAUGGGAUAAUGUCAGAAAACACCACGGUCCGCCGGUCCACACGGCUAUCUGGGGGCGAAAGCCUACCCCAGGCUUCCGCUACCAAGAAGCGACGACAGGCUGCGGCUGAUCCACCUCGUGAGAAUAAGAAAGCCAAACAAGAGGACUUUGCCGACGACGAACCUCAAGGCGAUACUGAAGAAGAUGACUUCAUUGUCCUCGCUCCAGCCCCCAAGAAGAUCACGGCGAGCAAGAGAAAGAGGUCUCGAAGCCAUUCGCGAACCCCUUCACGGCUGCAAACGCUUGUCCCAGAAACCACCCAGAAACCUGCUACUCGUCGAAGGUCACUUCUUCAAUCAGCGUCACAGCUAAAUGAUCAAGAAAAUAAGGAGGACGAGGUUGUGGAGGACACUCCGGCGCCUAAGAGGGCACGGAAAACAACGAAGCAGGAUGUCAGCGAAGCGAAAGAUACAUCGCCACAGACCAGAGUCCUUCGCCAUGUGCGAGUUUCGCCGCAGAAUGCCGCGUCUCGAGCUUCCUCCGUUGCGGCCGACGAGACCCUCACGAUCACUGAGGCAGUCGCUCUGUCUUCUGCCGGCAAGCAGAAGGUAGAAACGACAGCGCAAUUAGAGGGCGACACUGCAGGCCCUGUACAGGAACCCAGUAGUGUAGUACAGCCGGCCGCUACAAGCAACACACCCAGUCGAUCUUUCGCAAAGCGCGUGAUCCUGACGCCGAGGAGUAUCCUGGAAAAGCUUCAGGGAUUUACGAGCUCUAUCAAACAGAUGGUGCUAGGGCGCGAGGAGGAGCGAGAACUUGUUGGUGCAUUGUUUGACUUGGGAACAGAAAUCCAGGCUGCUGGGAGACGAGGCGAGCAGGGCCCGGGCGCAUCAGCAUGAGGCGUUCGAGGAGUUUGGGUAGCUUCGUGAGAUGAAAAUACGCCGCAGAGAGAGUAUUGGAUACCCCUUCGUAUUGGUGCAUGUUGCAUCUGUAACGCAGUUUUCAAAUGGAUUGUACUACC
Molecule: messenger RNA, 5457 nt
Organism: Westerdykella ornata
Lineage: Eukaryota; Fungi; Ascomycota; Dothideomycetes; Pleosporales; Sporormiaceae
Exons: 3
Coding region: 110-5335 (1741 amino acids)
Biological process (GO): telomere maintenance
Cellular component (GO): nucleus
Source: RefSeq, a predicted model, not a curated record